CUCUGUUUCUUUAUUCCUCCGUCCGACGACCCCAACCUCCGACGCACGGCUUACCGUUGACACCUUUUUGUUCAGUACUUAAACUUUCCCAAGUCCCUCCCCCACGUUUCGGUAAUCUUUCGCGAUCUAUCACAGCCAGCUGUCCAUAAUACACACCAUUUCGACAUCAUCUAAAUCAAGUAUAUCUAUCCUAUAAUCACAAUGGGUCUCACCAACGACAAGUUCCCCUCCUCCGCCGCUUUCGACGCCAUCAACGAUGCGCUCGGCUCCAGCGAGCCCGACCGCAAGGAUGCCAUCAAGCAGGGCAACGCCAUCUUCGCCUUCACCCUGAAGAACUCUGCCGGCGAGACCGACAGCUGGCACAUUGACCUCAAGGAGAAGGGCGUAGUCGCCAAGGGCACCGGCGAGAAGCCCACUGUCGCCCUGUCUCUGUCCGACGCCGACUUUGGCAACCUCGUCCAGGGCAAGGCCAACGCUCAGAAGCUUUUCAUGUCCGGCAAGCUCAAGAUCAAGGGCGACGUCAUGAAGGCCACCAGGAUGGAGCCCAUCCUGAAGAAGGCCCAGUCCAAGGCCAAGUUGUAAAUGUGUCGCAAUGGAUAUUGCGUUGUCGGUAAUACCCUGUACCAUAACCUACCAGUCGGGCCAGCAAGUAGUGCUGGCCCUGGAUGCGCGCCAAACGUAGCGUUGCCGUAGGAAAUGAGACUAUGAUCAAUCAAUGAGUACC
Colletotrichum phormii is the source of this 724-nucleotide messenger RNA. Its product is annotated as SCP-2 sterol transfer family protein. NCBI's taxonomy places the organism in Eukaryota, Fungi, Ascomycota, Sordariomycetes, Glomerellales, Glomerellaceae. The record is from RefSeq and is a predicted model, not a curated record. Gene Ontology annotation, cellular component: cytosol. The transcript has 3 exons. Bases 202 to 582 code for a protein of 126 amino acids.